AUGGGCAGCCCCGUCGCCGCCCUUCUGCAACCCCAACGCCGCCCUUUCAGCGGCCCCGUCGCCGCCCAUUCAGCGGCCCCGUCGCCGCCCUUUCAGCGGCCCCGUCGCCACCCACCCUUUCAGCGGCCCCGUCGCCGCCCUUCCGCGGCCCCGUCGCCGCCCUUCCGCGGCCCAAUCGCCGCCCUUUCAGCGGCCCGUCGCCGCCCUUUCAGCGCCCGGUUGCCGCCCUUUCAGCGGCCCGUCGCCGCCCCUUUCAGCGGCCCCAUUGCCGCCCUUCCACGGUCCCGUCGCUGCUCAGCCGCCCAGCGCCCGAGCCGCCGAGCAGCCCAGCCACCGAGCAGCCGAGCCGCCGAGCAGCCGAGCCGCCCGACCGCCGAACCGCCCUGCAGCCAAGCCGCCCGACCGCCGAGCCGCCGAGGAGCCGAGCCGCCCGACCGCCGAGCCGCCCUGCAGCCGAGCCGCCCAGCAGCCGAGCCGCCGAGCCGCACCGCAGCCGAGGCGCUGCCGCCUGUCGGCCUGCCCGGGACCGCCCCACUCGCCUGGAAAGAGCAGCGUCUCUGCCACUGCACUGCCCUGCCCCACUGUAAUCACUGCCUGUCUACUGUUGUCAUGGCCUCCCCUAGUGUUCUCACCUUUGACGCUGAGGGUCAAGCAAUCGACUUUGAGGUCUGGGUAGAUGAUCUGCAGCUUUUCCUACAGUGCGAUAGGGCAGACGGUCUCUCCCUCUUUGACCUCACUUCUGGUGCCUCACCUGCCCCUGCUGCUGAUGCUAACGCCACUGUUCGCUCACAGUGGGCCACGCGUGAUGCUGCUGCUCGCCUUGCUGUGCGCCGCCACUUACUGACCACUGAGCGUGCACACUUUAGCCAGUACAAGAGUGCUCAGACUUUGUACGACGCUGUAGUUGAUCGCUACUCUUCCCUUGCCACUGCUGCACUGAGCCGCCUCAUGCUACCGUACCUCUUUCCUGACCUUGCUGCCUUUCCCACAGUUGCUGACCUCAUUACGCACCUCCGCACUAGUGACACUUGCUACCGCGCUGCGCUUCCUGCUGAGUUAUGCGCCAAGAACCACCCCCCCAUGUACAUCACCCUCUACUACAUAGACACCCAGCUCCCUGACUCUCUCCGCGUAGUCAGGGACCACUUCCUCUCAGUUUGCCCCACCACUCUCACCGUUGACCUCCUUGAGAAGGCCCUCCUAGCAGCAGAGAAGAGUAUAGUCGGUGUAGGAGCCUCUCGUGGUGACCAUCGCACCCCCGUCUUUAAGGGGUGUUCUCCCUCCCCCCUCUUGCCCUCUGUUGCCUCUGUUGCUGCGGCCGACCUCGUUGGUUUCGAGUCGGUCGGCGCUGCGUCUGCCCCGAGCGGGAGACCCCGCACCGGCAAGGGCAAGGGGGGCAAGGGCGCUGGAGGGGCUGGAGGGGGCGGUGGAGAUGGUGGUGGAGGCAGUGGAGGGAGUGGGGGUGGUGGUGGGAGUGAUGCCAGGGUGGCGGCGGCGGCGGCAGCAGUGGAGGCGGCGGUGGCGGUGGUGGUGGCGGAGGGAGCGGAGGCGGCGGAGGUGGCGGAGGUGGCGGAGGAGGCGGAGGUGGAGGAGGCGGCAGAGGCGGCGGCGACGGCGGUGGUGGAGCGGGUCGCGACUCUGCGCAGAGGAGUGGCUCAGGUGGUGGUCCGCGCCAGCAGCAGCGGAGUGGUGUGA
Closterium sp. NIES-65 is the source of this 1695-nucleotide messenger RNA. The record is from the annotation of a GenBank genome assembly. Lineage: Eukaryota; Viridiplantae; Streptophyta; Zygnematophyceae; Desmidiales; Closteriaceae.